Messenger RNA from Alternaria alternata, 819 nucleotides. RefSeq lists its product as hypothetical. NCBI's taxonomy places the organism in Eukaryota, Fungi, Ascomycota, Dothideomycetes, Pleosporales, Pleosporaceae. The transcript has 3 exons. The coding region runs from base 1 to 819 and encodes 272 amino acids. The record is from RefSeq and is a predicted model, not a curated record.
AUGACUGUCACUAUCGCAAACCUGGCUCAGCUACGCAAAGAGCUAGGCGUCGAAGGCCAAGCCCUGCUUGACUACGCGCCGCACUCAAAGAUCAGAUAUGCACCUCAGACACAUGACCAGCGCGCUGUCCCUUUCAAGCUUCUGUUUGGUCAGAUCACCGACAAGCAUGACGACAGUAACAUCAGCGCUACGAUCACCACGAUUGCCGGUGCCUUCAAAACACCAAAGAGAGGUUCGAAGAACAAGUAUAUAGCACUGGCAAAGUACUACUUCCUUAAUAUUAUCAUAUCAAGGUGGACGGAACAGGAACGCCAAUAUGACCUAGCAAUACCAAUACCCAUCACGCGUAGUCUUAUCGACGCGCUGAAGACCGCUUGCCGCGAAUUUGAGGCGGAGGCAAAAGCCAAUCUCUCGGACACGCAGUCGCGAUCCCAAUCAGCAACGCUUGUGGAUGAUGAUGAGGAUAGCGUUCUCAGUGACGCUCCAGAGGAUCCGUUUGAGCCCGCCCAGCCGAUCACUCCUGCAACGGUACCUGCUUCUACCUACAGCGCUUCAGCUUCUCAGUUGGUCGAAGAUCGCACCAAACUCCAAGACGAAGAAGUUGAACUCCGAGAUUCCCAGAGUAAGAUAGUAGCAGAGAUAGCGGAGACGAAGCUUGCCCUACAAGAGAUAGGCGAGACACUUCAGGAGGAUGAAGAGAAGAAUCGAGUGAUUGAAGAGAAGCUAAUCAAGAUUGCUGCUCGCCGAGAACAGUUAUUGGAGGGCAUGAGUGCCAUGGAAGCGUACAAGCUGGGCGGGGAGAUGAUGAAGAAGCGCUGA